AUGGAGAAAGAUGAAUACCAGCUACCCAACUCUCAUGGGAAGAACACUUUCUUGUCGCGAAUAUUUGGUUUACAAUCGGAUGAAGUUAAUCCUUCUCUUAACAGCCAGGAGAUGAGCAACUUCCCUUUACCAGACAUAGAGAGAGGCUCUUCUUUAUUGCAUUCUUCUAACGAGAGUCACGAAGAUAGGGAUGAGAAUGAUUUACGUGUUCCUGAGUCUGACCAGGGCACUAGCACAGAAGAAGACGAUGAAGAAGAUGAGGAGCAGGUCCAAGCGUAUGAUCCACAAACUGGUGAUGGGUUAGAUGGAUAUCACCGGUCAAAUUCUGUAAAGGGCGAUGAAAACGUACUUGGAACGGAAAAGAGCGGUUUAGAAAGGCUGGUUGAGGGCUCUACCGAUGAUUCUGUGCCCAAGGUCGGACAGCUUUCGUCAGACGAAGAAGAUAAUGAGUUCAUAAAUAAUGAUGGAUUUGAAGAUGAUACGCCCCUUUUUCAAAAGGGGAACAUGCAAGAAUUUGGUUCUAAGAAGAGCAAUACUAUAGAAGAUGGUAAACGCCCUUUGUUUUUCAGGCAUAUUUUACAGAAUAACCAUCCUCAACGAAAUACCGAAAAGCUAUUUACCUCGUCAAAGGCCACUCACUACGAUAAGGAUAAGAAUUCAAAUAGUGAUCCUCGUAACACUAACGGGAAUAGAAAUCAUAGCACCAAAUAUUUUGGUGGUGCCUCACAAUCUCGGUUUACUGGUCCGUCGUCGAACCAUACAAAUAGGUUCACGAACUUGUUCCCGCUAAGAAAACCGAAUUUACUAAGCAAUAUAUCUGUUUUAAAUAAUACCCCGGAAGACAGAAUCAAUACCUUGAGUGUAAAAGAGCGGGCUCUUUGGAAGUGGGCAAAUGUAGAAAACCUCGACAUAUUUCUGCAGGAUGUUUACAAUUAUUAUCUAGGAAAUGGGUUCUAUUGCAUCAUACUGGAAAAAAUAUUAAACAUUGGCACUUUGCUUUUUGUUGUCUUUGUUUCUACAUACAUGGGUCAUUGUGUUGAUUACUCCAGAUUACCGACUAGUCAUCAGGUUUCGGAUAUUAUUAUCGAAAAGUGUUAUUCUAAUAAUAUAACUGGAUUUACAAAGUUUUUCCUAUGGAUGUUCUAUUUUUUUGUAAUUCUCAAAAUUGUCCAGCUUUACUUUGAUGUUCAAAAAUUAUCGGAAUUGCAGAACUUUUACAAGUACCUUUUAAAUAUAUCAGAUGACGAACUUCAAACUUUGCCCUGGCAAAACGUAAUACAGCAGCUAAUGUAUUUAAAGGAUCAAAAUGCAAUGACGGCAAAUGUUGUCGAAGUUAAAGCCAAGAAUAGAAUCGAUGCGCAUGAUGUUGCCAAUAGGAUCAUGAGAAGAGAAAACUAUCUCAUAGCACUUUACAACAGCGAUAUUCUGAAUUUGUCUCUUCCUAUGCCAUUAUUUAGAACCAACGUUUUGACUAAAACAUUAGAAUGGAAUAUUAAUUUAUGCGUCAUAGGUUUUGUGUUCAAUGAAUCCGGAUUUAUUAAACAAAGUAUUUUAAAGCCUUCUCAAAGGGAAUUCACGCGAGAAGAGUUACAAAAAAGGUUUAUGCUAGCAGGAUUUCUUAAUAUUAUAUUGGCACCAUUCUUGGUUACUUACUUUGUUUUGCUUUAUUUUUUUAGAUAUUUUAAUGAGUAUAAGACGUCCCCUGGGUCUAUUGGCGCUCGCCAAUACACGCCAAUUGCAGAAUGGAAAUUCCGUGAGUACAAUGAGCUUUACCACAUUUUUAAGAAGAGAAUAAGCUUGAGUACGACCUUGGCUAACAAAUAUGUUGAUCAAUUCCCAAAGGAAAAAACUAAUUUGUUUUUGAAAUUUGUUUCCUUUAUUAGUGGAUCAUUCGUGGCUAUUUUGGCCUUUCUCACUGUAUUCGAUCCAGAAAACUUUUUGAACUUCGAAAUCACCUCAGACAGAUCUGUCAUUUUCUACAUUACUAUUCUGGGUGCUAUAUGGUCCGUUAGUAGAAAUACAAUAACUCAAGAGUACCAUGUUUUUGACCCCGAAGAGACGCUUAAGGAGCUGUAUGAAUAUACACACUACCUACCAAAAGAAUGGGAAGGAAGAUAUCACAAAGAGGAGAUCAAACUAGAGUUCUGUAAAUUGUACAACUUGCGAAUAGUAAUACUUUUGCGGGAGCUCACUAGUUUAAUGAUAACGCCGUUUGUACUUUGGUUUUCACUGCCUUCUUCGGCUGGUAGGAUUGUUGAUUUCUUUAGAGAAAAUUCUGAAUAUGUGGAUGGAUUGGGUUACGUUUGCAAGUACGCUAUGUUUAACAUGAAAAACAUAGAAGGCAAAGAUACCCGCAGCAUUGAAGAAGAUGGUUUGACGAGGAAAACGACUGUGAACGGAAGUCAUACACUUGACAGUAAACAAAGGAGGAAGUUUACCGCCGAAGACCAUGGGGAUAAGGAUUUGGCAAAUAACAAAAUGUUACAAUCAUAUGUGUAUUUCAUGGAUGACUAUUCCAACAGUGAAAACUUGACAGGGAAGUACCAAUUGCCUGCAAAAAGAGGUUACCAAAAUAAUGAAGGCGAUUCAUUUCUCAAUAAUAAGUACUCUUGGAGAAAGCAAUUUCAACCAGGCCAAAAGCCAGAGCUAUUUAGAAUAGGUAAGCAUGCCCUCGGCCCUAGCCACAACAUUUCACCUGUUAUAUAUUCUACAAGGAAACCCGUCAAAAGUUGGGAUGAUAAUAAUAACGGUGAUAAUAUCGACAGUGAGACUAAUAAUGGUGACCAUAACGGUAAUAAUGAUCACGAAUAUGAACUUACAGAAUCUUUCUUGGAUUCGGGCGCACUUCCUAAUUAUGAUGGGAUAAACCACAACAGAAUGUUAAACUCGCGUUAUAACGGUAAUGGCACACUUAAUAAUGGUGGUGUCUUGGGAUUUGUUAAAGAGUAUUACAAAAAGUCUGACGUUGGAAGAUAA
This is a messenger RNA of Saccharomyces paradoxus, 2976 nucleotides long. RefSeq names its product autophagy protein ATG9 (gene ATG9). The record is from RefSeq and is a predicted model, not a curated record. NCBI's taxonomy places the organism in Eukaryota, Fungi, Ascomycota, Saccharomycetes, Saccharomycetales, Saccharomycetaceae. The coding region runs from base 1 to 2976 and encodes 991 amino acids. The transcript has a single exon. Gene Ontology annotation, biological process: autophagy of mitochondrion; protein localization to phagophore assembly site. Gene Ontology annotation, cellular component: phagophore assembly site; autophagosome.